AUGAUCGCCAUUGCCCAGUCAUCGUUUGGCUGCUCCCAGGGUGACGCCCAAUGCUAUUGCUCCAACGCCGACUUUGGCUACGGCGUCCGCGACUGCGCCAGGGAGGCAUGCGGCAAUGACGACACUGCCAACCAAGUCAUCACGUACGGAGCCGCCUACUGCUCAGCUAUCGUGGCUUCAGCCACCGGUUCGGCAGCUUCCUCGGUCGCUACGGGCGCUCUUGGUGUCCUGUCUUCCGCUGCUGCGUCGGCUACUGGUGCCGUCAGUAGUGCUGCGGCAUCCGUCACCGACUCUGCCGCCAGCGAUGUGAGCUCGGCUACCGGUGCUGCUGGAAGCGCCGCCUCCAGCGCCGCAAGCACCCUCGCUACCAUCACCAGCUCCAUCGCUUCCGAGGUCUCGAGCGCCAUCUCUUCCGUCGAGUCUAGCGCCGCGUCCAAGGCUUCUUCCGUUGCCUCUGACCUCUCUUCCGCCCUCUCCUCCGCCGCCUCAGAUGCCUCCAGCGCUGCUUCGAGCGCCGCCAGCGAUGCCGAGAGCGCUACCAGCUCUGCCGGUGAGGCUGCAUCAUCCGCUGCCUCAUCUGCCACCGAAGCUCCGGGUGCUGCUCCCAAGAUGACCGGCCUGCCCAUUGCCGGUGCCGCUGGUCUCGCUGCCUGGUUGUUGCUAUAA
Messenger RNA from Didymosphaeria variabile, 666 nucleotides. RefSeq lists its product as uncharacterized. The transcript is spliced from 3 exons. The coding region runs from base 1 to 666 and encodes 221 amino acids. NCBI's taxonomy places the organism in Eukaryota, Fungi, Ascomycota, Dothideomycetes, Pleosporales, Didymosphaeriaceae. The record is from RefSeq and is a predicted model, not a curated record.